AUGCUGACGCUGGGUGCGGGCCUCCCUGUAAACCCAGCCGAGUUGGACUCCACCAUCCCGGCAGCCGCUGCUCCGCAGGCUCCCCCGGCCCUAGCGAGCGCUGCUGCUGCCUCUGGCUCUCCACCUCCCCCCGCGGAGGCUCCUGCUGAGCCAGCUCGUCCUCAACCCGGGGACCCUUGGCUGACUCAGGGUGCAAGGCCAAAGCGAGUGCCGGCUCCCGCACUGGACAGCCUGAAACCCCACUUCGAUCUCCAGCUGUCCUCGAG
Messenger RNA from Xyrichtys novacula (pearly razorfish), 266 nucleotides. Lineage: Eukaryota; Metazoa; Chordata; Actinopteri; Labriformes; Labridae. The record is from the annotation of a GenBank genome assembly.